UCUGUAUUCUGGUUGUUUGGUGCACGUCAACGGUUACGCAAUUAAUCCUAAACUGCGCCCCUCCCCUUCGAUAAAACGCUAAUCUGUGAGCACAAACCCACCCCCGGCUGAGAAGCCAUCACUCCUCUCUGCGCGCCGCUGAGCACCCACCCCGCUGAGCACCCCUCUUUUCGCAACUUCCCAUCUCGCCGCUGAGCCAGCCCAACACGCCAUUAUCUCAGGCAAACCUGUGAUCCUUGCCAUAGAUCUUGAGGUUGACCUGUGGUGUGCUAUUAUUAGAAGGGAUUAACAAGAGUCACCAUAAUGGCUACAAGACUUAUGUUUGAGAAUUCUUGUGAAGUUGGAGUAUUUUCAAAACUAACAAAUGCAUAUUGUUUGGUGGGAAUCGGAGGGUCAGAAAACUUUUACAGCACAUUUGAAGCAGAAUUAGCAGAUGUCAUUCCUGUGGUUAAAACAUCCAUUUCAGGCACAAGAAUAAUUGGACGGCUUUGUGUGGGUAACAAGAAGGGGCUUCUCUUGCCACACAACACCACGGAUCAAGAGCUCUAUCAUUUGAGGAACAGUUUGCCUGAUCAAGUGGUUGUUCAGCGCAUUGACGAGCGAUUAUCAGCAUUGGGAAAUUGUAUAGUUUGCAAUGACCAUGUUGCUCUUGCACAUACCGAUCUAGACAAGUUAACAGAGGAGUUGAUUGCGGAUGUCCUUGGUGUUGAAGUUUUCAGGCAGACCAUUGCGGGUAAUAUCCUAGUGGGUAGUUAUUGUGCAUUCUCCAACAUGGGUGGCCUGGUCCAUCCCCACACCUCCAUUGAAGACUUGGAUGAGCUUUCGACUCUUCUACAGGUGCCUCUUGUUGCUGGCACUGUUAACAGGGGAAGUGAGGUGGUGGGAGCUGGCCUUUGUGUGAACGAUUGGACUGCUUUUUGUGGGGCAGAUACCACUGCAACUGAGCUUUCUGUUAUUGAGAGCGUGUUCAAGCUCAGAGAAGCCCAACCGACUGCCAUAGUUGAUGAGAUGAGGAGGUCUCUUAUUGACACGUUUGUCUAAGUUAUUCGAGAUACCAUUUGAUUCUUCUUGUGCUACUCAAUGCGGUAAUGCUAACAGCCUAAGAAAUUCAGACUUAGAUUAGCCCCUGUUUCUAUAUUUUCAGGUGGGCUUUUUUUUUAAAUCGAUGUUUAGUUUCGCACUUUAUAAUGUAGUGGACUUGUAUUUAUAGUAAUGCAGAAAAAACUGUACACAUGAUGAGGUGCUAUUUCUUUGAUUCUGUGGAUUUGAUUCAUAAUGGUCUUGACAAGGUGAGUCGUUUGAUUA
Messenger RNA from Amborella trichopoda, 1305 nucleotides. Its product is annotated as eukaryotic translation initiation factor 6-2. Gene Ontology annotation, biological process: cytosolic ribosome assembly. NCBI's taxonomy places the organism in Eukaryota, Viridiplantae, Streptophyta, Magnoliopsida, Amborellales, Amborellaceae. Gene Ontology annotation, molecular function: ribosome binding. The record is from RefSeq and is a predicted model, not a curated record.